This is a messenger RNA of Mercurialis annua (annual mercury), 674 nucleotides long. Its product is annotated as monothiol glutaredoxin-S6-like. NCBI's taxonomy places the organism in Eukaryota, Viridiplantae, Streptophyta, Magnoliopsida, Malpighiales, Euphorbiaceae. Bases 67 to 381 code for a protein of 104 amino acids. The record is from RefSeq and is a predicted model, not a curated record. The transcript has a single exon.
ACAAAUUUCAAGCCUUAAGCUACUACUUAACACAUCCUCACAGUACUCCAAUUGUUGAAGCCAGCCAUGGAUGCAUUGACAGUAAUGGUUGCAGACAGGCCACUAGUGAUCUUCAGCAGAAGCACUUGUGACAUGAGCCAUUCCAUCAAGACACUUAUACAUGGAUUCGGUGCAAACCCUACAAUUUACGAGCUUGAUCAAAUUCCAAAUGGGAAGCUAAUCGAAAGAGCAUUACAGCAGCUCGGGUUUCAAAACUUACCGGUUGUAUUCAUCGGAGGAGAGUGCGUCGGCGGUGACCAACAAGUCAUGAGCCUCCUUCUCAAGAACCAGCUAGGACCACUGCUUAAGAGAGCUGGAGCCAUUUGGGUAUGGAACGAUUAGCCUAUUUUUUGGCAUCAAACUCUACUACGUACAAUUAGUUGAAACUGAGGUUAUACUAAUUUUACUGUUGAAUAAGGGAACUUUUUUAUAUCCCAUUUCAUAUAUAUAUAUGGAUUAGAUACACUAUAGAGACACUUCAACUUUCUACUUGUCAAGUUGUUUUAGCUAUAGUUAUAUCUAAGUCAAGAAUAAAGCCAACAUUUUGUAUACGUUGGCUAAUUAUUCUUGGUUUUAAUCAUUUUAUAUAUUUUUCAAAUACUAUUGUAUGAAUAUGCAUAAUAAAUAAAAGUACU